Messenger RNA from Elaeis guineensis (African oil palm), 1274 nucleotides. RefSeq names its product cytochrome b561 and DOMON domain-containing protein At3g25290-like. The record is from RefSeq and is a predicted model, not a curated record. NCBI's taxonomy places the organism in Eukaryota, Viridiplantae, Streptophyta, Magnoliopsida, Arecales, Arecaceae.
UCCCAGACACCACCACCAUGUCCCUUUUUCUAGCACUAGUACUCCUUCUACCCUCCUCCCUGUGCCACCGUACCAAGGCCCAGUGGCAUACAUGCGACUCGGGCUUCUCCAUCUCAGCUACCGCCAUGGCAAGGAACAUCACCCACUGCAGGAAGCUCCAAACUCUGGGCGCCGAGCUUGGGAUCAACAACUACAGCACCACACCGAACUCCUCGACGUCCAUCGACGUCGUUUUCAGCGCACUGCCCCCCACGCCUCAGGGGUGGAUCGCUUGGGGCGUCAACCCCGGCCGGCACCCUCAGAUGGUGGGCACGAGGGCGCUCAUCGCCUUCAACCAGCCGUCGGGCAUGCCGGUGGUGAACACCUACAACGUCACCGCCGACACGCGGCGCGGGUGCAAGCUGGAGCCUUCGACGAUCGAGGUGGGGGUGGCGAACAAGGCGGCGAAUUAUUCCGACGGGACCGGCCGUCUCACGAUGGCGGCGAGGCUGACGCUCCCGCCGGAGUACAACGUAUCGAAGCUGAACCACGUGUGGCAGGUGGGGCCGCGGGUGGUGGGCACGGUGCCGUUGGCGCACGCAAAGACCCUGCACAAUUUUGACAGCAAAGAGACGAUGGAUCUCGAGAGCGGUGUCGGGCAUAGCCAGCGGCACCACGAUAUCGGCCUUCGGGAGGCGCAUGGAAUACUAAGUGUAAUAGGAUGGGGUACUUUGCUACCGAUUGGAGUAAUAGUCAGCAGGUACUUCAGGGGUUCUCCCAUCGAUACAAAGAACAAGUGGUUCUAUGCGCAUGUAGGAAUACAGAUCUUAGCGUUCUCGUUAGGCGUUGCUGCAUGGGGGAUUGGGCUCUCGCUGAUGGAGCGCUCCGGGCAAUACAGAGCCUUCAUGGGCCAUCGAAUUGUUGGGAUCCUGAUCUUUUGCUUGGCUACAUUGCAAGUGAUGGCUUUAUGGCUGAAACCAAAAAUGUUGGACAAGUAUCGGAAAUAUUGGAACAUUUAUCAUCACUUCGUUGGCUAUUCAUUGAUAGUUCUUAUAAUAGUUAACAUUUUCAAGGGCUAUGCCAUCUUAAAACCAGCACCAAGAUGGAAGUGGGCAUAUAUUGGAAUUCUUAUUGGCCUUUCAUGUGUAGCACUUGGACUAGAAAUCUCAAUCUGGUUUGUGUUUUUGAAACCAGACGACAAGAAAGCUCAAACAAAUGCAAGUGAUCCAAGCAAGACAAGCAAUCCAAAUUAAGAAAAAUGCUCCAUUUGUGUUUUAUUGGUUGCUAUUUGCUAU